Messenger RNA from Drosophila erecta, 477 nucleotides. RefSeq lists its product as uncharacterized. The coding region runs from base 38 to 379 and encodes 113 amino acids. The transcript is spliced from 5 exons. The record is from RefSeq and is a predicted model, not a curated record. NCBI's taxonomy places the organism in Eukaryota, Metazoa, Arthropoda, Insecta, Diptera, Drosophilidae.
CCAUUUUAGUGAGCCGUAAGAACGUGACAGCUCGGAAAUGAAGCUAUUGUUUUUUGUUUUCCUAUUUAUUUGCUUGGUGGUACUGGUCCUCGUCGAAGCAAGUAAUGGGUUCGCCACAAGCGGAGCAGAGGAACCAAAGUUCGACGGUUUGUUCAGGCGGGCACGGCGCCAUGUCCCCGAAAUCAAAUCCGGCCUCCUGCAUGGCCACGAACCGCCACCACCUCCGAAAUUCCGAUCCCUUCGUAAUGCAUUGGAGGGCAGCCUCGUGGCCACUGAUGACAAUCAGCCACCUUCGCAGGUCAGGCAACGUCGUCAGGCUCCACCCGGAAUGCCGCCACCACCGGAUGGCCUUCCACCACCACCACAGUUUCUCCUCUAAAGUAACUGGAAUGUAAAGCAUAAAGUUGGGCGUUUGUGCAUGUAUUUGGAAACCACAUCGAAGCUAAUAAAAGUAGUUUAGAGCAUUCCAAAAACUAG